AUGGCUUUCACACUAAAAUUGGUACCUCUUUUCAAUGUAGCUAUUGUUGUAUUGUUAUCUAAUCCAAUCUUUGUAGUUGCAAGGCAUGGACAAUGGUCCAACGAAAAAAAAAUAAGCUUGCAGAAUAAUGAAGAUCUUGUGAUAAACCUCCCUGGUCAGCCUAAUGUCGACUUCCGACACUAUGCUGGAUAUGUGACCGUAAAUGAGAACAGUGGAAGGGCGCUAUUUUACUGGUUCUAUGAAGCUUGGACUCUCCCAGAGGAGAAGCCCUUGGUGCUGUGGCUUAAUGGAGGUCCUGGGUGUUCUUCAGUGGGAUAUGGAGCUACACAGGAGAUUGGACCAUUCAUUGUGAGCACAGAUGGAAAAGGUCUUCAACUGAAUCCGUACUCAUGGAAUAGAGAAGCUAAUAUGCUGUUCUUGGAAUCUCCUGUUGGAGUUGGAUUUUCAUACUCAAACACAACUAGUGAUUAUGAUAAUCUUGGAGAUGACCUCACUGCUAACGAUGCAUAUGCGUUUCUGCAUAACUGGUUCCUGAAGUUUCCUUCGUAUAAGAAUAAAAUGUUCUAUAUUGCUGGAGAGAGCUAUGCAGGAAAAUAUGUUCCAGAACUGGCAGGUCUUAUUCAGGAUAAAAACAAGGACCCUCUCCUGUUCAUUAAUCUGAAAGGCAUAUUGCUGGGUAACCCUGAAACAAGUGAUGCUGAGGAUUGGAGAGGUUUAAUUGACUAUGCUUGGAGCCAUGCUGUGGUAUCAGAUGAAACUCAUAAAACUGUAAGAGACUCCUGUGACUUCAACAGUAACAAUACCUGGAGCAAUGAAGACUGCAGCCAAGCUGUUGAUGAAGUUCUGAGACAAUAUAAAGAGAUAGACAUAUAUAGCCUCUACACAUCUGUCUGUUUUAGUAAUUCAGCAUUUGCAGAAAAUAAAGCAAUGGAAGUUGUUUUCAAGAAGACCACAUCCAACAUGAUGCCUCGCAUAAUGGGUGGUUAUGAUCCUUGCCUUGAUGACUACGCAAAAAGCUAUUAUAAUAAACCCGAGGUUCAGAAGGCUCUGCAUGUUGCUGAUGGUCGUCAACUCAAGAACUGGAGCAUUUGCAAUAUGGAUGUAUUCAAUGGCUGGAAACAAUCAAAAGUUUCUGUUAUUCCUAUAUACAACAAACUCAUUGAUGCAAAACUUAGAAUAUGGGUAUACAGUGGAGAUACUGAUGGAAGAGUCCCUGUGUUAUCCACAAGAUACAGUUUAAGCUCUCUAGGACUGCCGAUUACUCGGGCAUGGAGGCCCUGGUAUCACCAGAAGCAGGUUGCUGGUUGGCUUCAAGAGUAUGAAGGGCUGACUUUUGCAACAUUUAGAGGAGCUGGACAUGCAGUCCCCAUCUUCAAACCGAGCGAGUCACUUGCGUUCUUCACCUCCUUUCUCCUUGGCGAGUCUCCACCUUCUCAACGAUAACUGAG
Molecule: messenger RNA, 1448 nt
Organism: Cynara cardunculus var. scolymus (artichoke)
Lineage: Eukaryota; Viridiplantae; Streptophyta; Magnoliopsida; Asterales; Asteraceae
Product: serine carboxypeptidase-like 31
Exons: 10
Coding region: 1-1443 (480 amino acids)
Biological process (GO): proteolysis
Cellular component (GO): vacuole
Molecular function (GO): serine-type carboxypeptidase activity
Source: RefSeq, a predicted model, not a curated record